AUGGGACGUCUUUUGUUGGCUGUAGCAACUUUUCUAGGAUUGGCGCAACUUCUUCUUACUCAAGAUACAUGUGAUUAUCCAGCCUGCGUGUUUAAACGAGUCCCUAACAGACAUGUUAUUGAAAGGUCUUUUGUGUACUUACAUUUUACGUCACUUCCGGAUAGGAUGCCCGCCCAGUGUCCUCGCAUCAUAGCUCGAGCUGACAACUGUAGUUCCCAGUAUGUAUCGUGCCCAAGAAGUGUACACAAAAAGUUUGCCCACCGUUACAAAGACGGUGCCUUCGUGAAUUAUUUAAUGCGUUUGGGCACAUAUGUAUGCGUGAACUUGUCAGCGUACAUGGAUUUAAAGAAGUGCUUCACCAAAGAACUUGAAAUGGCUCUGCAGAGCUGCAUCCAUGGCCAUGAAUUUGACCUUCCGUGUCUCAGAAGACAGUACAAUAAAACUAACGCAUGCACAGUUUAUGAAAGUAUCAUUUUCCACUAUCAUAUCAACCUGUGGCUUCCUCUUUACCCGUAUUAA
Molecule: messenger RNA, 519 nt
Organism: Candidula unifasciata
Lineage: Eukaryota; Metazoa; Mollusca; Gastropoda; Stylommatophora; Geomitridae
Source: the annotation of a GenBank genome assembly